GCCUGCCCGCCCGCGAUGCGGAGCUGCUGCUCCGGGAGGUGCCGGGAGCGCGCGCCAGCGGGCAGGCCUGGCACAGCUUCCUGCGGGAACACGGGCACGGCCUGGCCUGGCCAGACAUCGAGGCCUGGAUCUCUGCAGCCCCCCAGCCCCAGCCAGAGCCGGCCUGGGCCCCCGGGCACGGACGCCGAGCGGAGCCAGAGACAGGCGGCCCCGGCGGGACGGGCGCAGGCACCCACAGCAGCCGCCUCCUGCGGCCUUGGGCGACGUGCCGGCCCUGGCAGCUCCUGGACGGGAGAUGCCGUGCAGCGAGCCGGGGGCCCUUCCCGCCUGGGAGCUGCCGCAGAGGGAAACGGGGGCCCUGCCGCCCUAUGA
This is a messenger RNA of Mauremys mutica (yellowpond turtle), 372 nucleotides long. RefSeq names its product translation initiation factor IF-2-like. The transcript is spliced from 4 exons. The record is from RefSeq and is a predicted model, not a curated record. Bases 16 to 372 code for a protein of 118 amino acids. Lineage: Eukaryota; Metazoa; Chordata; Testudines; Geoemydidae.